AUGAAAAGCCACAUCAACGAAGACGAUUCUGCCGGGACUGGAUCACUGACAACGGAAAUGCCCAACAAAGGCACAACAUGGAUCAGUGAAAUUGUUGACAUGAUCCUGAAUGAUGGAGACAUUGAACGAUGCAAACGAGGCCCCAUUUAUGAGAGAGUCCCCUUCUUAGAAUUUGCAGGGCCGAAGCCAUUACCAGUAGGAACAGAACAGCUAGCCAACAUGGCCUCCCCACGGAAUGUGAAGACUCAUCUACCUUUUCACUUGGUUCCCAAGUCCUUCUGGGAGCAUGACUGCAAGGUGAUCUAUGUUGCACGCAAUGCCAAAGAUAACCUCGUAUCCUAUUACCAUUUUGACUUAAGUAACCGAAUACAGCCUUGGCCUGGCACCUGGGAAGAGUACCUGGAGAAAUUUAUAAAUGGGAAAGUACCAUUUGGAUCAUGGUAUGAACAUGUGAAGGGGUGGUGGGACCAGAAGGACAAGCAUCGGAUUCUGUACAUGUUCUAUGAGGAUAUGAAAAAGGAUCCUAAACAGGAGGUCAUGAAAGUAAUGAAGUUUCUGGAGAAGGACCUUGCAGAUGAGUCUGUGAACAAGAUUGUCCAUCAUACAACAUUUGAGGCCAUGAAGGCGAACCCCAUGGCAAACUACACUACAAUACCAGAGUUUUUCUUUGAUCAUAAACUAUCACCAUUCAUGCGGAAAGGAAUUGUUGGUGACUGGAAGAAUUACUUCACUGUUGCACAAAAUGAAAUAUUUGACAAGGAUUAUCAAAAGAAAAUGGCUGGAAGCAUGCUACCACUGCUGGUUAAUACUUAAUAAUUACCCAGCACUCACUGCAGUCUCAGAUGGUGGAGACAAUGAGCAACCAAGUACAUUAAAUUCACUGUGAACAGUCACGAAAAGAAAUAAGCAAAACUGGUGUUAUUUAUUUCCUUUUUAGGUUUUAAGCAGAAAAAAAAGACAAUCAUUCUGUAACAUAAAAAUGCCUGAACUGUCAUACAAACAAAAUAAAAUAUUUCCUAAAAUCCAGAUACAUUUACAGACAAAUGCUUUAUAUCGUAGACGUCCAUUGUUUUAAGCACUUAUAAUCUGAUUUAGAGUAACUGGAACAGUUCCAAAAUUCUUAAGUGUUAAAGAAUGUGCUUAUUUUGUUUACUUUCAUUAAUAGCUCAUAGUAAUGGCGUCGUACUAGCCACUUGUAAAGCAAAUGAGGGCAUGCACUUAGCAAUACCAGGGCUCCUAAUUCUGCAGUUUUGUGAUGUUCUCAUAUGAAAAAUUGCAAGCUUGUUUGGGCUAGCUCUGAAGCCUGACCUUGUGCUGUAAUCCCUGCCUAUCAGCUGCAGCUGCAGAUGUGUUUCCGCCGUUCUUUUGAGAGGAAUAGGCAUUAAUACAACAUCAUAAAUCUGUUCAAUGCUACGUGAAAGGGAUGGUUUGAUUCUUCAUGAUUUAAGUGAUCUUAGGUCUGUCAGCAACAAGAAAAUGUUAAAAAUAAAUUUAGAGAAAAUGUAGUCAUUUUUCUCUUUAUCUCACAUUCCACAUAUCCCUACAGUUGAUAAUUACAAAAAAAUGCAAGCAACAACACUGUUGAAACUCAAGGGAAUCAGGCUAAUUCCUUUUCCUAAUCUGUCUUGUUCUGUGAUGCUUACUAGCAAUUUCUGAUCUAUUCCAUAUGCCUUUAAAAUAUCCAUUCCUCAUGAACUUGCUACUUUUCUUCAAGGAAGAUUUUCCAUGCAUCCACUUCACCACCCCCUCCUGUGAUAAGACCAGGAAAAAAUUAAUUUGUCUCUAGUCCCCUGAACUAUUCUACCGUUUCAUAUGGCUUCUUCUUAUUUUUGCAUAUCACAUUUCUUUUGUUCUAAAAAAUAUUUUCACUUUUUCACUCUAACGAUUUUUGUCACUUCAAUGUCAGUCCUAAAGAAUAAAAUGCAAAUGUAAAAAGGCCGUUUACCCAACUUACAUGGUAGCCCUUAACAUUUACAGCUACCAAGAGCAAUUUUGUGAUGUUACAUUUUAAUAAGAGAUAUG
Molecule: messenger RNA, 2022 nt
Organism: Protopterus annectens (West African lungfish)
Lineage: Eukaryota; Metazoa; Chordata; Ceratodontiformes; Protopteridae
Product: sulfotransferase family cytosolic 1B member 1-like
Exons: 7
Coding region: 1-813 (270 amino acids)
Biological process (GO): sulfation
Cellular component (GO): cytoplasm
Molecular function (GO): sulfotransferase activity
Source: RefSeq, a predicted model, not a curated record